Ailuropoda melanoleuca (giant panda) is the source of this 5821-nucleotide messenger RNA. RefSeq names its product ring finger protein 43 (gene RNF43). The transcript has 9 exons. Lineage: Eukaryota; Metazoa; Chordata; Mammalia; Carnivora; Ursidae. The coding region runs from base 2027 to 4369 and encodes 780 amino acids. The record is from RefSeq and is a predicted model, not a curated record.
GUCGGAGCUAGAACACCAAUUACAAACCACAGGCUUCCUCCUCUAGGGAGUUAAUCCAGAAUUGUCUUUCUGGAAGGGAAGCACUCGAAUCUUUCCGAACUUUCCAAGCCCAUCCAUGAUUCAGAGAUACUGCUUUCUCCCUCUGGGAUUUUCUGUGUUCCUGGUAGUGAAUUGUUGCUGAUGUAUUUGCUCCUUUGCUCCUUUUCUCUCUCAAGAUUUGAUCAUUUUAUAUGCUGUUCGGGGAGAAAAAGAACUUUUGUUAGAAAGGAGAUUUCAGAAAUGAUUUUGGAUCCUCUAUAAGUGCUUUUUAGAGUUCUUGGGAACAGUAGCUCUAAGCCUGGAGUCAAUGUUUGCCUUUGACCUGCAUGGAUUAUUUUUUCAGGCUGCGGAAUUUCUCGGCACCUACCUGCAGUGUGGGGCCCCUGGUCUGGUUGCAGAGUAAGAAGGUGGAAGAAUGAGCUGUACUUGGUUAAGCAGUUGAAACCUUUUUUGAGCAGGACCUAUAAAACCAUAAUUGAAUUUGUUUCACCCCCGUGGAUUCCGGUGGGCCCGACAGCGCAACAGGUUUGCAGAUUUCUUUUGAAAUUCUUAUUUUUCUCCCUCUGCCUCAGCAAAAGAGAAGUAUCUAUAUAACAGGUUCAUGUUCAGUUGCUUGGCUUUUCAGCACUUAUUCCGAAGACUUUAUAAGAUUUUUUUUAAUUUGACCUCUGAACACGGCGGGCUUUGUGGUUGAAGUGCAUUUAUAUUUACUUAAGGGUGCACAUUUUAAUAUCUUAGAACUAAGAUUUUGUUUGUAUAAAGACCCAAAUUCUCAGCUGUGCCUAGAAAUAGCAGAGAUCUACUCUAUUCAGGCUUAUUUUUACUUUUUCAGGAUGUUCUGCUUAGAGCCUGUAGACUAAUCACCUCCCUACUCCCCCUAUCUUAUAUUCCCCACCCCCUCAAGGAAUUUGAAAACGUGUUAGGAAUAGUCCUUUGUUUUACUUAAGAACGUAGAAAAUUACAGAUUAUAAGAUCUGGAUAAUAAAGUAGUUUCCAAAAACAUCUCAUGGGAAAUCCAAGCGCUUGGCAUUCUCAAGCAGGAGCAUAAAAGCUGGAAUCCCUAAGACAGAACGGAAAAUAAAGAUAGAAAUAUCGUUUAACCGGGAAAAAUAAUUGGAAAGCUAACCUUUUCAAAUACUCUUCUAAUUCUGAAAAUUGGAAAAGGCGGUGAUACUCAGGAUUAUCCUGUAAUCUGUGAAGACAUAAAUUAGCAUCUAAUUUAUGGGCAAACUUAGGUAGAACAUUAAAAAUGAUAGUAUAUUUGACUUCAUGAAAAGCAUAUUAUAAAUACAAUGGGCCUAGAACUUUGGCUACACUAAAAUACAGUUUAAUGUGGAAACUUUUAUGAAUACAUGUUAUAGCAUCUUUGGACAUCUCUCAAGGUGUGGCCUGAGGUAUCGUACCCUUUCCUUCUCUAUUAAAAAAAAAAAAACACACAUUUUUCCCCCUGUGAUCUUUAGUCUUUUGCCAUUUACAAACUUUGUGGCUUAAAACGGACCAACUCUUCAUUUUCCGAGCUGGCGUUUUUCACUCUCACCUUCGACGCAUGGCCUUCGUUACUUACUUUGCCUUGUUUUGUUCAUUAACAUCGGGUUUAGUGGCUCAGCAACUUGACGCAUAUGGAAGACCAGCACCAAGUGAACUGACAUAAUAAAGAUUCAGGAUGUGACAUUCCACCUCAAGCAAAGUUGGAAAUUCCAAAGAGAAGUGGUGAGAUCUUUCCUAAUCACAGUGAAGAUGGGAGAAAAUGACAGACCUGCAGCAGAAGUGGGCUGAAAACACCGUCUGCCCUGCCAGAGCAGGAGUGCCACCUGUUCUUGGGAAUAUACUCAUUUAAAGAAAGGAAGGGCCAACACUACGACUUGGCUUUCAGAAACUGAAGCAUCAGUUCUCUUUCCCUCCAUUUGUCUGGCUCUGAGAAGCUGCAUCUGGAGCUGGCUGGUGGAAGCAGUAUGCAUGGCUGGAGCGCGUUGCUGCGGCUGGUAGCAUGAGUGGUGGCCACCAGCUGCAGCCGGCUGCCCUCUGGCCCUGGCUGCUGAUGGCCACCCUGCAGGCAGGCUUCGGACGCACAGGACUGGUCCCGGCAGCAGCGGUGGAGUCGGAAAGAUCCGCGGAGCAGAAAGCUAUUAUCAAAGUGAUCCCCUUGAAAAUGGACCCCACAGGAAAACUGAAUCUCACUUUGGAAGGUGUUUUUGCUGGUGUUGCUGAAAUAACUCCAGCAGAAGGAAAAUUAAUGCAGUCCCACCCCCUGUACCUGUGCAAUGCCAGUGACGACGACAAUCUGGAGCCCGGAUUCAUCAGCAUCGUCAAGCUGGAGAGUCCCCAGCGGGCCCCCCGCCCCUGCCUGUCCCUGGCCAGCAAGGCCCGGAUGGCAGGGGAGCGAGGCGCUAGUGCCGUCCUUUUUGACAUCACGGAGGAUCGAGCAGCUGCUGAGCAGCUGCAGCAGCCCCUGGGGCUGACUUGGCCGGUGGUGUUGAUCUGGGGUAAGGACGCUGAGAAGCUGAUGGAGUUUGUGUACAAGAACCGAAAGGCCCACGUUAGGAUUGAGCUGAAGGAGCCCCCAACCUGGCCAGAUUAUGACGUGUGGAUCCUCCUGACAGUGGUGGGCACCAUCUUCGUGGUCAUCCUGGCUUCAGUGCUGCGCGUCCGGUGCCGCCCCCGCCACAGCAGGCCGGAUCCCCUUCAACAGCGAACAGCCUGGGCCAUCAGCCAGCUGGCCACCAGGAGGUACCGGGCCAGCUGCAGGAGGGCGCGGGCUGAGUGGCCGGACUCCAGUAGCAGCUGUGGCUCUGCGCCCGUGUGUGCCAUCUGCCUGGAGGAGUUCUCUGAGGGCCAGGAGCUACGGGUCAUUUCCUGCCUCCAUGAGUUCCAUCGUGUGUGUGUGGACCCCUGGCUGCAUCAGCAUCGGACUUGCCCUCUCUGCAUGUUCAACAUCGUAGAGGGAGAUUCGUUUUCUCAGUCCCUGGGACCCUCUCGGUCUUACCAGGAACCAGGCCGGAGACUCCACCUCAUUCGCCAGCAUCCUGGCCAUGCCCACUACCACCUACCUGCUGCCUACCUGUUGGGCCCUUCCCGGAGCGCAGUGGCUCGGCCCCCACGACCUGACCCCUUCCUAACAUCCCAGGAGCCAGGCACGGCCCCCCGGCACCACCGCCUCCCCAGAGCUGCACAUCCCAGGCCGCAGGGCGAGCAGCAGCGCUUGGCAGGGGCCCAGCACCCCUAUGUGCAGGGCUGGGGACUGAGCCACCUCCGGUGCACCUCGCAGCACCCUUCUGCUUGCCCAGCACCCCCACGCCGGGCCAGGCCUCACGACAGCAGCGGUUCUGGAGAAAGCUACCGCACAGAACGCAGCGGCUACAUGGCCGAUGGGCCCGCCAGUGACUCCAGUUCGGGGCCCUGUCAUGGCUCCUCGAGUGACUCGGUGGUCAACUGCACGGACAUCAGUCUGCAGGGCAUCCACGGCAGCAGCUCUACCUUCCGCAGCUCCCUGAGCAGUGACUUUGACCCCUUGGUAUACUGCAGCCCGGAAGGGGAGCCCCGGGGGGAGGAGACUCAGCCUAGUGUGACCUCUCGGCCCCGUUCUUUGGACUCAGUGGUGCCCACAGGGGAAACCCAGGUUUCCAGCCACGUCCACUACCACCGCCACCGGCACCACUACAAAAAACGCUUCCAGUGGCAUGGCCGGAAGCCUGGCCCAGAAACUGGGGCCCCCCAGGCCAGGCUUGCCAUUCCUCAGACACAGCCCCAGCCAGAGCCGCCUUCCCCUGAUCAGCAAGGUGCCAGAUCCAACCCAACGGCGCCUUCAGGGCAGCUCCCCAACCCACAAUGGUCCAGGGCCCUCAUGGAGGCAGCCCCAGGCCCAGCUGAUGCUGCCAGCCCCAGUCCCAGCAGCCUCUUCCAUUUGCAGAAAUCCAGCCUCCCUGUUCGACACCCACAGAGGAAAAGGCGGGGGGGCCUCUCAGAGCCCACCCCAGCUUCUCGGCCCCAGGACGUGACUGCACACCCAGCUUGCCAGAUUUUUCCCCAUUACAGUACCAGCUUGGCAUACCCUUGGUCCCCGGAGGCCCACCCGUUGAUCUUUGGACCUCCAGGCCUGGACAGGAGGCUGCUACCAGAAAGCCCAGGCUCUUGUUACUCAGGUUCACAGCCGGUGUGGUUGUGUCUGACUCCACGCCAGUCCCUAGGACCACACCCACCUGGAGAGGGGCCUUCCGAAUGGAGUUCUGGCACCCCAGAGGGCAGGCCGUGCCCUUACCCACACUGCCAGGUGCCGCCAGCCCAGCCUGGCUCAGAGGAGGAGAUGGAGGCGCUGUGUGAUCAGGCCGUGUGAGAUGCUCAGACCUAGCUCCAACCAAGAGUGUGCGCCGGAUGACUCGGGCCGUGCCUGGCACAGAGUCCUGCUCCUGAGAGAAGAAAGGACCUCAGAAAACAGCCCUGUUUUUUGCCAUACUGCCUGGGAGCUCCGGAAGAGGAGUGGUGAUGGUGGGUGGCAGGUGUUCCCUGCUCCCAGCUCUGGACCUUGUGUGCAGAACGCAUCUGCAGUGCAGCAAGUCGGUGUCCGGCCAGGCAACCAGCUACUACCUGUGUGGGCUGGCUCCCCUAAAGGCUGUUUUUUGAGAACAGGAAGCUAGAUAUGGGUAGCUAGGUGUUAUAAAGGUGCUGCUCCUUUACCCGGGCCCAGCAGGUCUUCCUCAUCCCAAGUCUCAUGGCAUACCUGCCAAUGGGGUCCUUCUUACCUCCUUUCUUGGGUGAGUCCUACACACCAGCUUUGACUCUUCGGUAAAGCUGCUGCAUCAGCAGCAACCCUGGCUUUUAUCAUUUUCCUUCUUUGCAAAAGGAUCAGGAUCAUAGGUGAGCACUGAGCCCUAAAAAGGGAGGCCCUGCAGCUUCUCCAAGCAGUACCUGCCCUGGUGCAUAAGGGAGAAUGUUUUUCCCUUCUUGUCCUUAAUGGUCAGAUCCACUAUAUGAAGUCAGAGGGGAGGCUCUGGGAAGCCAGGGUGUGGAGUUCUGUCCCUAAAGUGGUACAGCACCCUGAAGAACCUGGGAUGAAGCCUCUGACUUUCAAAGUCCCUUGUCACUCCAGCAGCCCCAGUUCCUCUUGGGGUUGGGAGUGGGGGUAGUGGGGAGGGAAUAAUUCUUUCCUGGAGAUUGCCUAUCUCAAAGUCCCAAAGGAGGUGGAAAGAAAGGAUUUCUGCUGGACUUCAUCUAGAAGAGGGAGAAUGGAAUGAAGGUAGAAAAGACAGAAUUACAGCUGAACAAGGACAACAACAAAUUCUUCUCUGGAAGUUUUCUCUCAGAGCAGGGAUGAGGAACAGGGGAAAACAAAGGCAAAGCAAAGUGGGACAUUUGGGUUUAGAUGGUUCCAAGGCCCAGCUUCCCGUGAUAAGCCAUACAGGCCAGGGACACCCAGGAAGGUAUGCAUGCAAGAGGCUGUGCGUGCAGGACAUCUGGCCCGGGUAGCUGGUACCGAGUGGGCAAGGGCUGAGGGGCAUCCUGAGGGUGACAUUCACCUCAGGGCAGCUGGACCAUUGCCGGCUCCUCAGGCAUUAUCCCAUUUGGAAUGUGAAUGUGGGAGCUAAGUGGGCACAGGACCCUACCUGGGAAUCUUCUUCCCUCAGAGUCAGUGGGGAACUAGCACCUAGGUACCCACAUGGGUAUUUAUAUUCUGAACCAGACAGAAAGACGCUUGAAUCAGGCACUAUGUUGAGAAAUGUAUUUAUUUGCUAAUAUAUUUAUCCAUAAAUGCGGUCUGGUCUCGUGGUUUUGUUCUGUCAUGACUGUC